AACCUUUGAGGAGGUCCUCCUCUUCCCUGGCCAUAACCAUUAUAAAUAGCCCUUGCCACCUCCAAAUCUUUAUUCCGGCGUCCCUCAUCCCUCCUCCGUUAUCCCCACCCUAACAGUAUAACCAAACGAUAAUAAUCCGGUCCAACGUCUCCCAAGAGUUAGCUUUCGGAACCCGAGCUAUCCUUCUGGUUCCACCAAAUAUCUCACGGCAUAAACCCUCCAUUCCUUGACGUUAUCGUGAAUAUUCCUUCCCUCCUUUCCUUCGCUCCCCUUUAAAUUAAAUCCUUUCGUCCACUCUCGAAUCGUCGUCGACUCCACCAACAAAUCCCCCAAAACCAAACCCUCUGAUCCAAAUUUUAUAACACCAAUGGCGUGACGAAAGAUGAUUGCCCGAUUAUCUUCCACGACAACUUUAUACUCACCGAAGAGGAUGGAAAUAUAUAUGAGAAGCGUGUGACUGAUCUUACCUUGGAUGAAUUCCUCUCUUAUGGGCCUCAGAGAGAGUCUGGUAAUGUGGGAAAACCAUUACUCAGAAAGACCAAGGAUGGGAGGGUGUUCAGUUGGAAUGUGGAAGUGGAUGACCCUCUCUGCACGUUGGAAGAAGUAUUUCAGAGGGUUGAUUCCCAUCUUGGAUUCAACAUUGAGUUGAAAUUUGAUGACAAUCUUGUCUACCAAGAAGAACAGCUCGCUCACAUUCUCCAACUAAUUUUACAGGUGGUCUACAAGUAUGCAAAGGAGAGACCAAUAAUCUUCUCUAGCUUCCAACCUGAUGCAGCACAAUUAAUUAGGAAAUUGCAGGGCACUUACCCUGUGUUUUUCCUUACAAAUGGUGGAUCAGAGAUCUACACUGAUGUGAGGAGGAAUUCUUUGGAUGAGGCCAUUAAGUUGUGCUUGGCAGGUGGCCUGCAAGGGAUAGUGUCUGAAGUUAAAGCCAUCUUUAGAAAUCCAUCCUUGAUUCCUAGAAUAAAAGAAUCCAAUCUGGCCCUCUUGACUUAUGGUCAACUAAAUAAUGUUCCAGAGGCAGUAUAUAUGCAGCAUCUGAUGGGAAUUAAUGGUGUUAUUGUUGACUUGGUUCAAGAGAUCACUGAAGCUGUUUCAGAUUUCAUUAACCCGGAGAAGAUAGGAGAUGAAAGCAUGUCUAAUUCAGUGAGGAAGGGGAAGGGGAAGGGGAAGGCGAAGGAGGCAACAAAGCCAGAGUUCUCGCAGCGCGAGCUUUCCUUUUUGAUGAGGCUCAUACCUGAAUUGGUGCAACAAUAGUCAGACAAUGUUGUUGUUGUUGUUGUUGUAUAGAGUUCUAUCGUAUGUGCAAAUAAUUUGAGGACCAGACCUGCUUCCACUGUAAACAGAAUUUACAACCAAGGAUUUUAUGCUGAGCCUCUUAUUUCUUCCUCUGUUUCUGGUAUUAUGGUGGAAGGAUUCUGGAGCAGAACAGGUUAAGACUUUAGUGAGUGUUGUGGAUGGCUAACCUUGCAGCGGCUGUUAAUAGUGCUUUUAUGGCUUGAACAAAUACUUUCCCACGGAGUUAUCCAAUAUGUCAUUGUAUUUUAGUUUGCCA
Messenger RNA from Elaeis guineensis (African oil palm), 1555 nucleotides. NCBI's taxonomy places the organism in Eukaryota, Viridiplantae, Streptophyta, Magnoliopsida, Arecales, Arecaceae. The record is from RefSeq and is a predicted model, not a curated record.